AUGGCGAGUUGUGAAACGCGCGUUUUGUUUUUUAGGGUUUAUAUCGGCAGCAUCAGUUUCGAACUUAGAGAAGAUACGAUCAAAAACGCAUUUGCUCCCUUUGGCCCGAUCAAGUCAAUAAACAUGUCCUGGGAUCCAGUGACCGGGCAUCACAAGGGCUUCGCGUUCCUCGAGUAUGAAGUACCAGAAGCAGCAACGUUGGCUCAAGAGCAGAUGAACGGCGUGCUUAUCGGCGGAAGAAACAUAAAGGUAUUUUGGGGAAAUAAUACACUUAAACUCGUCAACAAGAUGCGGUUUCAGGUUGGUCGUCCGAGCAACAUGCCCCAGGCCCAACCGAUCAUCGAAAUGAUCAUGGAAGAGGCGAAGCAGUAUAAUCGGAUAUACGUGUCAUCAAUCCACCCCGAUCUUGUCGAACAAGAUAUCAAAAGUGUUUUCGAAGCUUUUGGAAGAAUUAUCAAUGUCGAUCUACCCAAGGGUCCUCUUCAAGGGAAACAUAAGGGAUAUGCUUACAUUGAUUACGAUACCCCACAGGCUGCUGUUGAUGCUGUAGCAUCGAUGAACCUGUUCGACCUUGGAGGUCAGUAUCUUCGUGUUGGGAGGGCCAUCACUCCUCCUCAAGCGCAACAGUACAUUGUUCCGUCAUCUAACAGUACGUUACCGACUGCUGCCGCGGUUGCCGCAGCUGCCGUAACUGCAAAGAUUCAGGCGAUGGAAGUUUCUUCACCGGUAGGCGUUUUUACUGUUUUCGGUCAAGCGGCCGGUACGUCCGGUCCUGUCUUCGUUGUCCCUCCUCCCGGAGUUGCAAUCCCUCAGAUUGCUUCUCCGCGACUUUUUCCUACUGCUGAAUCGUCCAGUGCAUCUGAAGGAAGAGGUCUGUGCCGUUUUGACGUAACUCAGUAUUUUUCAGCUCAGCGCUUGUUGCAGAAUGCUUCGAACGAGCGGCAGCAGCGGCUGAUCGAUUUGGAAACCGGACAGACGCUCGCUUCACAGGAAGAUUUCAAAAUCAAAGGCAACGAGGCUAGAAAUAUCCUCAUGCACAAACUGAUGCGGCGUCAAGAGUCGUCGGUCGUGGUGUUAUUAAAUAUGGUCGGAGUAGAAGACGUCGAUGAAUACUUACAGGAAGAGGUCACAGAAGAGUGUAGCAAAUAUGGCCAUGUGCAGCAAGUAGUUAUCUAUCAGGAGAAACAAGGCGAGGACGAAGACGCCCCAGUGAUUGUUAAAAUUUUCGUUAAAUAUUCAAAUUCCCAAGAAGCCGAAAAAGCGAAGGAGACGUUUAACGGAAGAUACUUCAGCGGUCGCCAGAUCAAGGCAGAGCUGUAUGAUCAAAUGUUGUUUGAACACAAUGAUCUUUCUGGAUAA
Molecule: messenger RNA, 1359 nt
Organism: Soboliphyme baturini
Lineage: Eukaryota; Metazoa; Nematoda; Enoplea; Dioctophymatida; Soboliphymatidae
Source: the annotation of a GenBank genome assembly